AUGCCUCCUCCCCCGGUGACGCCGUCACCGCAUCGGUUCGUGAUCAAGCAAGAGCGUCGUCCUCCGUCUCGCAGCACCCCACUCCAGGAACACACCUCGCGUCCGAGCACCCAGCAAUUCAACCCAACACCGCGCUUUUCUUUCUCCUCAACUCCUCGUCCGACAGCAUCGCAGACGCUCCCCCGGAUCACACCAUCUGCGGCGCGGUAUUUCACGCCUGCAAACAAACCCUCCAAGCAGCAUGACGCGAUAGAACUAUCAUCCGACGACGAUGGAUUGCGAGAUGUCCAGGAAUCAAUUGAGACGGAGGAGCAGGAUGUAGAUCUGGAAGGCUACGACUCUGCCGAUUUGGACGAGGACUGUAAGCUAGACGAACCCAGUCCGAAGCGCAGGCGUCUAUCUACAUCUCCGGCCCAUGGAUUGGAGGAAUCGGAAGAGCAACCGCAAGAAUUAUCACAAGUCGAGAACCAUGAGUCUUCCCUCUCCUCGUCCCUGCCAAUGCUCUCCUCCCCUCCAGCUCCUCGGCGGCCGAUAUCUACCACCGCACCACGCUUCCUUCUAUCCACGCCUGCACCACAGUCAACGCCCCGGGACGCAACUCUAGCUCCCCAGACCGCAACCCCGUUCCUCAAACCACCCCGCUUCAGACCCCCGGAUCCGUCCGAGACAUCACAGAUGCAGACUGACCCUCUGCCCGAGCAAUUCUCGCCUCAUAGACGGGGGCAGAAAUAUGUUCCUGGUGGACUGGCGGCCGAAGUCAGGGACUGGCUCAUGAAUCUCGAGGGAGCGCUUGAAAGUACCAAGGAAAAGAGGGAUAAGAGUGAUGAGUGGUUGGUCAAGAUUUUGAUUCAUGAGGCUAGUGGGGGCUCAAGGGAGGGCUUCACGAUGGUCAAGGGAAGGCAAGCUCAUGAGACGGAACGAGGGGGAGAAAUGGCCGACACGAUCGGUAUUAUGAAGGUUAUGCUUGCUGGCGAAGGGCAAGCGACGGGUCUGCAGAAAAGUAGUAAUGCCGAGGUUGGGAAGACGGUUGGUAUCAAAGGCCCUGUCUGGGAGGUGGUGAUCGAGGGCGAGAAAUGGGGAAUAGGUGUUGACUGGAAGGUCUUGGCCUGA
Molecule: messenger RNA, 1110 nt
Organism: Drepanopeziza brunnea f. sp. 'multigermtubi' MB_m1
Lineage: Eukaryota; Fungi; Ascomycota; Leotiomycetes; Helotiales; Drepanopezizaceae
Source: RefSeq, a predicted model, not a curated record